This is a messenger RNA of Carassius carassius (crucian carp), 1967 nucleotides long. RefSeq names its product ariadne homolog, ubiquitin-conjugating enzyme E2 binding protein, 1 like (gene arih1l). Bases 352 to 1947 code for a protein of 531 amino acids. Gene Ontology annotation, molecular function: zinc ion binding; ubiquitin conjugating enzyme binding; ubiquitin protein ligase activity. Gene Ontology annotation, biological process: positive regulation of proteasomal ubiquitin-dependent protein catabolic process; protein polyubiquitination; ubiquitin-dependent protein catabolic process. NCBI's taxonomy places the organism in Eukaryota, Metazoa, Chordata, Actinopteri, Cypriniformes, Cyprinidae. The record is from RefSeq and is a predicted model, not a curated record. Gene Ontology annotation, cellular component: nucleus; cytoplasm; ubiquitin ligase complex. The transcript has 14 exons.
AUGCUACUUAUACACUGUUGACGCGGGUAUGUUUUUCAUGUCAGCGACUCCAAUAACAUGAUAUUAAUCCCCUGGAAUACUAAUUUUAGCAGGGGACCCUUACCAAAAAUCGUGUAUUUUACACCACGGAACACAAUUUUUAACUGAGGAGCCCAUCGAAACGCAGUUUUGAGUAGCGAUUGUGCGGGUUUUCUUGUGGAAACGUGGCAACCCUGAUGUGUUCCGUGUGUUAGUUGACUGUAGAGCGUGACGCAGCAGUGACGCGGCGCGUCUGUAAUAAGGAUCAGCUCAGUCAGUAAGGCGCAGGUCAAACAAACAUACUUUAUCACAUUCACCCUACAACACUGAGACAUGGACUCGGACGAGGGCUACAACUACGAGUUUGACGAGGAAGAGGAGGAGGAGGAAGAGGAGGAGGAGUGCAGCGAGGACAGCGGGGAAGAAGAGGCCGAGGAUGAGGACCUGGGCGAGGUGGAGCUGCUGGACCCGGCCGUGGCCGGAGGAGAGCCCGAUGACUGCGUCGACACCGGCGGAGGAGGCCUGGGGCCCGGCCAGGACGAGGAGGACUACCGCUUCGAGGUGCUGACCACCGAGCAGAUCCUCCAGCACAUGGUGGAGUGCAUCAGGGAGGUCAACGAGGUCAUACAGAACCCAGCUACGAUAACUAGAAUACUCCUCAGUCACUUCAACUGGGACAAAGAGAAGCUCAUGGAGAGGUACUUUGAUGGAAAUCUGGACAAGUUGUUUACAGAGUGCCAUGUCAUAAACCCCAGUAAAAAUCCCAAAACGCGACCAAUGAGCACACGCUCCUCCAGUCAGGAUAUGCCCUGCCAGAUCUGCUAUCUCAACUUCCCAAACUCGUAUUUCACAGGUCUUGAAUGUGGACACAAGUUCUGCAUGCAGUGCUGGGGCGACUACUUAACCACCAAAAUCAUUGAGGAAGGCAUGGGACAGACCAUCUCGUGUCCUGCUCACAGCUGUGAUAUUUUGGUUGACGAUAACACUGUAAUGCGACUGAUCACAGAUUCUAAAGUGAAGUUGAAGUAUCAGCAUUUAAUCACCAAUAGUUUUGUAGAGUGUAACAGACUGUUGAGAUGGUGUCCAGCUCCCGACUGCCACCAUGUGAUCAAAGUUCAGUAUCCUGAUGCCAAACCAGUUCGCUGCAAAUGCGGGAGGCAGUUCUGUUUCAAUUGUGGAGAGAACUGGCAUGAUCCUGUAAAAUGCAAGUGGUUGAGGAAGUGGAUAAAGAAGUGUGAUGAUGACAGUGAAACAUCCAACUGGAUUGCAGCAAAUACCAAGGAAUGUCCCAAAUGUCAUGUGACCAUUGAAAAAGAUGGUGGCUGUAAUCACAUGGUGUGUAGAAACCAAAGUUGUAAAGCAGAGUUCUGCUGGGUUUGUCUCGGCCCUUGGGAACCUCACGGCUCUGCUUGGUACAACUGCAAUCGCUACAAUGAAGAUGAUGCAAAGGCUGCCAGAGAUGCUCAAGAGCAUUCCCGUGCAGCCCUGCAGCGCUACCUGUUCUACUGCAACCGCUACAUGAACCACAUGCAGAGUCUGCGCUUCGAGCACAAGCUGUAUGCGCAGGUGAAGCAGAAGAUGGAGGAGAUGCAGCAGCACAACAUGUCGUGGAUCGAGGUGCAGUUCCUGAAGAAGGCUGUGGAUGUGCUGUGCCAGUGUCGCUCCACGCUCAUGUUCACUUACGUCUUCGCCUUCUACCUCAGAAAGAACAACCAGUCCAUCAUCUUCGAGAACAAUCAGGCUGAUUUGGAGAACGCUACAGAGGUGCUCUCGGGUUAUCUAGAGCGAGAUAUCUCCCAGGAUUCUUUGCAAGAUAUCAAACAGAAAGUUCAGGAUAAGUACAGAUACUGUGAGAGCCGGCGACGAGUGCUGCUGCAGCACGUUCACGAGGGCUAUGAGAAAGACUUGUGGGAGUACAUUGAAGACUGAGCGGAACUGCUGAAUCACAA